GGCUUUUAUUCGUAACCGAUACGAUUGUGGUUUCUUUUCUAUGUGUUUAUAGUCGUUUCGGUUACCUGAAAUAAACAUUUUUUACUUUUCUUAGUGACAAUAAAUUAUUGAGAAGUUUUAAUUAGGUGAAAAUGUCUAUCGGCGUUCCCAUCAAAGUUCUGCACGAGGCAGAGGGUCACGUGGUCACCUGCGAAACUAAUACCGGCGAAAUCUACCGAGGAAAAUUAGUUGAAGCCGAGGACAACAUGAAUUGCCAAUUUGCCGGCGUGACGGUCACGUACAGGGAUGGUCGAACCAUGGAAUUGGAGAAUGUCUACAUCCGCGGCAGUAAAGUGCGGUUCCUAAUUCUGCCGGACAUGUUGAAAAAUGCUCCCAUGUUCAAAAAAGUUCAAGGCAAGGGAGGCGGCGCUGGAAGGGGAAAGUCGGCCAUUUUAAGAGCUCAGGCUGCAAGAGGCCGGGGUCGGUCAUUCAGUGGAUCCAACAGAGGAGGGGGCGGCAGCAGGGGUGGCCCAUCUGGGGGUGGUGGUUACCAGAAGAGAUAUUGAUUAUUUGUAUUAAGACCUGCUGAACUGAUCUACGUUGUUUUCGAAUGAUUGAACAUGAUUAAGUUUUAUAUACUGUUUUAAGAUAUCUCAAGAAUCGACAUGUUGUUCACUCAUUCGCUCGUCACAGAAAGAACUGUCGCCAUUGUACAUUUCAUUCUCUCAACUAAUUUUUAAGGAAGAACCUCAUUUGUGUUCUUUUUAUUGUUCAAAAUAUUAAUAAUACAAAUAAUUGUUGGCGAAUUCAUCCAUUGGGAACAAAAUGAUUUCUGGUCGCUUGACAACAUCACUCAAAAAUUUUAGACAUUGUUGAUUUAAUAUAUGAAUGAGCAUUAAUUAAAAUAUUUGUUAGUGCUAAAAACAUGGAGCUAAUCAUUUUGAGAUGAUGAAAUGGUUCAUAAAUAGCGGGUUGAGUGAAAAUUUGAACAAUUGAGUCUGCUGGUAAGCUUGUAUUUAACACCAAAACAGGCUGUAGUAGUAUUUAAAAUAGUAAAUUUAGUGUAUGUAUAUGUAUGUAAUGUAUAACAUACAUAGUGUAUAUAUUUGGUAUAUCUAUAUAUGUGUAGUGUACAAUAAUUUAGGAUGGUAUGGAAUUAACAUAAAAAUAUCUUGGAAACUAAACUUUGAAGAGAACGUUGGUUCUCUAAGCCGACGAAAUUCCAUUGUUCCAAAUCAGGAAUAUGAACUGGUCAUAAAUGAGAGAAUAUAAAUAAAUGAAUAAUUAAAUGGAUGAAUGAAUAAUUAAUUAAAUGGAUGAAUGAAUAAUCGAAUAUUCAAAUCACCGUAAAAACAACCAUACCACAAAACAACCAUGUUUAUAAAAAAUAAUUGUAUUAUUUACAUGAAAUAACAUCGCAUCUGAAGCUAUAGGAUUAUAUAUAAUUAUAU
Molecule: messenger RNA, 1430 nt
Organism: Helobdella robusta
Lineage: Eukaryota; Metazoa; Annelida; Clitellata; Rhynchobdellida; Glossiphoniidae
Exons: 2
Coding region: 132-545 (137 amino acids)
Biological process (GO): RNA processing; spliceosomal snRNP assembly
Cellular component (GO): spliceosomal tri-snRNP complex; commitment complex; pICln-Sm protein complex
Molecular function (GO): RNA binding
Source: RefSeq, a predicted model, not a curated record